Clunio marinus is the source of this 240-nucleotide messenger RNA. The record is from the annotation of a GenBank genome assembly. Lineage: Eukaryota; Metazoa; Arthropoda; Insecta; Diptera; Chironomidae.
AUGGCUUUGAAACUUAAAAAUUUAAAUAGAACUAAAGAACUUUUGAAAAAGAAGUUGAGUGAAUGCCAACACCAAAUGACAUCUGAACUUUAUGGUGAGAGCAAAAAAGAAAGAAAUAGAAGGAUAAGGAGAAGAAAAAUCUCAAUUGAGAGUAAAUUGAAACCCACACAAGCGUCGGUGAACGCGUGGGCGAUGCAACAAUUAUUAUCAUACAAUUUCUUAUCAAAAGCAAGACAUUAA